This is a messenger RNA of Acanthopagrus latus (yellowfin seabream), 2966 nucleotides long. Its product is annotated as kelch-like protein 23. Lineage: Eukaryota; Metazoa; Chordata; Actinopteri; Spariformes; Sparidae. The record is from RefSeq and is a predicted model, not a curated record. Gene Ontology annotation, molecular function: protein binding. The transcript is spliced from 3 exons. The coding region runs from base 124 to 1848 and encodes 574 amino acids.
AAACAUCUAUUUUUCAAACUGACCUCCUUUUCCUUGUUGUGUUUAGUCAGAGGUCAGCCGGGGGGUAAAAUCUAUUAAUACCACCAGUUGGUGUGCUGAAAACCAGAACGAGGACGAGGCAAUAUGCAGAAGGCUGUUUAUUGUGAAAUGGCUUGCAGAGCUGACACUGAGCCUAAACCCCAAAGCUUUAAAAUCACUGCUGUCUCUGAACAGAUACACAACCUUGAGGAGGAUGAAUCUACUUUACACGUGAAAGACUCGGAGCCUGAUCCAAUCCCAGAUGGUACUCUGCAGGUAGAGGGAGAGAUUUUUUAUGUCAACCGUCAACGACUGGCCCUGCAGAGUCCAUACUUCAGGGCUCUGUUUUUUGGCUGUGGCAUUGAGAGCACCAAAAGGAGAGCUGAGAUCAAAGGUGUGGCUGUGAAGCAUUUCAGGGUUUUGAUGGAAUACAGCAGGAAAUCUAACCUGGCUCUGGACAGAGAAAAUGUUCUGGGGAUCCUUGAGACUGCAGACUUUCUACAGCUGGAGCGAGCCAGGCUGCUGUGCUGCAAGUUCCUUGAGCGUGAGCUGCAUCUUAGUAAUUGUCUUGGAAUGAUGGCCUACGCCUGGCGGCUGGGCUGCACUCAGCUCUACAAGGCAGCCAGACAGGUGGUGCUCUCACACUUCCCUGCUAUUGUUGCUGAAGAGGACUUCCUUUCCCUGUCUAAGGAGACUAUAGCAGACCUUCUUGCCAGCGACGACCUGGCCAUCCAUAAAGAUGAUCUGGCCCUGGAGGCCAUCCUGCGCUGGGCGUCAUUUGACCCGAAACGAGAAGAACAUUUUCUGGAGCUCGUCGAGCUGGUGAGGCCUGAGUCGCUCUCCCUACCAUUUAUCACUGACCUUUUGACCAGAAUGAAAAGCUCGGACCCCAGAGCCAAGCUCAUCUGCGUGCUGAAUGAACGUUUCCCGGCAGCUUGGUCCAUGGGCAGGUCGAUGAAGAGGACCAGAGCCAGAGAGACCCUCUUUGUCCUGGGCGGACCUCACGAUCAGGAACAACAGGCUCUUUACCAGUUUCACCCACUGAGUGGUCGAUGGCAGAGCUGCGCACCUCUGCAGAGGAAGAACCUCACACAGUACUCGGUAGCUGCAGUAGGAGACAGUGUGGUUGUGACGGGCGGCUACUUCCGGGACGUGCUGUGGUUCUGUGUGGACUGGGUCAGGAUAUAUGAAUGUGGGAACCAGCGCUGGGUGGACGGGCCGGCCCUGCAGAAGUCCAGGCACAGCCACUGCUCCAUAGGGCUGGACUCAGUGUUGUAUGUCCUGGGGGGCAGCAUGGAUGAAGGGCUUGUAGCUGAUGUGGAAAGGCUGGUCCUGGGGUCAGAGGAGGGCUGGGAGGAGGUGAGCUCCAUGGAUACAGCUGUGGAGAGGGCAGCCACCGCCGCCCUGGGGUCGUAUAUCUACGUCGCGUGUGGCCUGGAUGAAAACGGGGAGGCGUACGGUGGAAUUCAGAGGUAUAUGACAAAGGAGGAUCAGUGGGAUGUCAUCUCCUAUUCUCCAUUUCCACGAUAUGACCUGGUUGCCUCAGAGCUCAACGGUGCCCUCUACCUGUUUGGGGGCCAAGCUCUGCGCUUUGACGUGGAGACGGAUGAGUGGACCUUGCUGGAGGAAGAUUGUCUGGACAGGAAGUUCUUCUCCGGCUGCACAACGGUCAGCAGCCAGAUAUACCUGGUUGGUGAGAGGAAGAGUAACAAAGCAUUCCCGAACAUGAUUCUGAUGGACCCUUAUAUAGACACUUGCAUUGAGGUGGACGAUGCCAUACCCUGCCCCGUGCCCCUCAGAGGCUGUGUCACCAUGAAAAACGUCACGUGAUGGUGUGUGUGACGAGCAUGAACGAAAAUGCGUUAAUCUAGUCUAUGUCACACUGUUUGGAGUUAUGUAUAAGUGUACACUGGAAGUGUCAUUCUUGCCUUAAACACAUCUGCUUUAAAGCACUGUAUUUUAUAUAUUAACAAAGCACUCCUCGGCCAAUGACCUGGGUAUAUCACAUCACAGCUCAACCAGCGCUGCACUAGCUGCCAAGAUGUUCCCCAGACAGCCAGCAAACUAAUACUGAGAUUAGGAAACUACCUUUCAAAUUGUAUGAAUAUUUACAAGGCUGGAUGCACUGAUCCAUUUUUAAUCAGUUUAAAGGAAAAGUUUGCCCAAACAUUCAAAUUCAGUCAUCUACUCACUCCCAUGCAGGUGACAUGUAAGUAGGAUGAAGUUUUGUUGUCUACAAAACAUUUCUGGCGUAUCACAGGAAAGCAGUGUUGCAGUGUUCCCCUGAACAGCUGAAGUAGAUGGGCACACUUAAGAAACAUAAUAUGGCUCUAUGCUGUUUGUCUCCUGAAGCUCUAAGAUUCCGAAUUGAUCUUAAAAAGAAGUUAUUCACAUACCCGAGAUGCAGUUAAGCUUGUUCACCCACUUCUGACGGGGUGUGGGCCAACACCUUUACCUCAGUGGCUACAGCGAAAAUUACAUCUUUGAAAUGAUCUUAGGACUUUGGGAUGCUUUGAUAAUGAUGGACAAGCUAUAUAAAGCCAUUUUUAUGUUAUUUAACUUGUUUUUUUUACACUUUAUACCAAGUCCCCAACUACAUCAGUUGUUCAGGAGAAUGCUUCAUCACUGUCUGUGGACAACGACACUUCAUUUGGCUUUCUGGUAUGGGGGUAGGUAAUGAUAUUAAUAAUAUUUGUGCUGUGGUUUGUUUAUAGUGAUAUGUACAGUUUUGAUGCAUCUUUGCUUUCAGUUCAAUUCAAUUCAAUUCAAUUCAAAGGGGCUUUAUUGGCAUGCAAGUUUUACCAGCAAUAUUGCCAACGCAUCUUAUCCAAACUUCUGGACAUUAACAAUCAAUUAACUUAACUUUGUUGUUGUUGCUUUUACUGUCUUAUAGGCACAAGGCACCCAUGAAAAAGAGAGCAACUGCUAUCAGUGGGUCAGCCUGUAUA